AUGUACGGAAGCAACCCAUUCACAGCACAAGAUGGAUGGAAUGCAGGUAACGGUCAGUCCACCUGGAAUACCAGCGUGCCCCCGCCGUCCGUCUUCGGCGCCCUCCCCUAUCCCUCUGUGUCCUCAGCACUUCCGGGCGCGGUCACACUCAAGUUCACGUCGUUGAGCCCUACGAUUUUGAACUGCAAGGUGAUCGGACCGCGUAACGAGACGUAUUUCCGCGUCGUAACAGAUGGGAGCCACACCGUGCUCAAGGACGCACAAAACUCGAAUAUUGCGCUGUUGGAGUGGCGGGACCACCCCACAGUCGAGAUGCGUUCUAUGGUCGCGAAACAGUCCAUGGGCUACUGGCUUAGACUCUCGACCGACAGGAGUCAUCGAUAUAUGGUCCACAACGGUGUUGCUUACUCCUGGAAUCCCCAUGGCAGAUUUCUGCAGCUAUCUAUUCCUGGCUCGUAUGACGUACUCGCUCGAGUCUCGAAAACAUACGAUGUUGUUAUGCUCGAAUUGACACCCCAAGCGAUCCAGCUUGGGCUCUUGGAGCUUAGCGUGCUGGCCACAAUACUAUUGCAGUGCGGGAAGAGUAUUGAUUGA
Messenger RNA from Suillus bovinus, 594 nucleotides. RefSeq lists its product as uncharacterized. NCBI's taxonomy places the organism in Eukaryota, Fungi, Basidiomycota, Agaricomycetes, Boletales, Suillaceae. Bases 1 to 594 code for a protein of 197 amino acids. The record is from RefSeq and is a predicted model, not a curated record. The transcript has 3 exons.